AUGGCGACAAAGGCGAAUACAAUAAAGAAGGAGCCCCAGAUGGAGGCAUUCAAGCUCCUACCGAACAACACCAAUCCGAAUUGGAUCAAAGAUAGGGGGCUUCGUAAAUUGAAUAUGGGUAUUGUCUUCAUGUUUUCCACUGCUUCUUCGGCUGGGUAUAUUGGAAAUCUCGUGAAUAGCUUACUUGUGCUCCCUCAGUUCGGUACCAUCAUUGGAGGAUUGGAUCCCAAUAUAGUUGGUCUGAUAAUUGCCGCCACUUCUCUGGGGGCGUUGGUCUCCUUCGCACCAGCCUCUUAUAUGGCCGAUAAAUUUGGACGUAAGACGUGUGUCUAUAUUGGAUCCAGCGUUGUGAUUGUGGGAGCUAUCACUCAAACCGCAGUCAAAAGCCACUGGGGCUUUUUUGGCACGAGGCUCUUGUCGGGCAUAGGAAUGGGCAUCACCCAGACUGCAGCUCCUCUCCUGGCAACUGAGAUCGCACACCCUCGGCAGCGACAGACGGCCACGGCCCUCUAUAAUGCAUCCUGGAGUCUGGGCGCUAUUAGCUCCGCAGCAGUUACAUAUGCAACUAUAGACAUAGCAAACAGUUGGUCGUGGAGAGUUCCUUGCCUGCUACAGAUAUCGUAUCCGUUGUUCCAGAUCCUAGGAUUGAUCAUGUUUGUGCCCGAAAGCCCGAGAUGGCUUGUGUCCAAAGGCAGGAAAGACGAAGCCCUUGCUGUCCUGGGAGAGUACCACGCGAAUGGAGACAUAGAUGAUGAGUUGGUGCAGUAUGAGUACCGUUUGAUAAGCAGCACGAUCACAGCCGAGAUCACCAAUACCAGGAAUUGGAGCUCGUUCUUCUCUUCAAAAGGCGAUAUGCACCGAUUGACCAUUUGUGUAUUAGUUGGGCUUAUGCAGGAAUGGGCUGGCAAUGGUCUCCUAUCCUACUACCUCGCACCAAUUCUUGGAUCAGUGGGAAUUACCAAGGCAGCCGAUCAAGCAGCUGUGAACGUCAGCCUCAAUGCCUGGAACUUCUUCCUUGCAGCAGCCGGUGCACUUGCAUCGGAGCGAUACGGCCGCCGCAUUCUAUGGAUUAUUUCCACAUGCGCCAUGAUCGUCUUCCUGUCUAUGUCGACACUGGCUGCUGGUCUGUUUGCCGAAAGACAUCUUCCUGCUGCUGGAAUUGCGGUGGUUCCACUCCUAUUUCUCUUUUUUGGUGCAUAUGACAUCGCUUAUGCGCCUUUGUUCAUCUCGUAUCCAGCUGAGAUCCUGCCCUUCCAACUGCGUGCCAAGGGAAUUGCUGUCACCCUUUCGGUAGAUGCUGUGGCGUGUUUCUUCAACCAAUAUGUCAACCCGGUGGCGUUCACGGCGAUUGGAUGGAAGUAUUACUGUGUCUUUCUUGGUUGUCUGGUAGUGUUCUUGGGCCUUAUAUACUUCCUCUUCCCGGAGACGAAGGGACGGUCUUUGGAAGAGGUUGCUAUGAUUUUUGACAAGGAAAAGGAACCAGAGAGCAAUAGCAAAAAGGAGAUAGAGACAAUAUAG
This is a messenger RNA of Penicillium expansum, 1518 nucleotides long. RefSeq names its product Major facilitator superfamily domain, general substrate transporter. Gene Ontology annotation, biological process: transmembrane transport; carbohydrate transport. Gene Ontology annotation, cellular component: membrane. Bases 1 to 1518 code for a protein of 505 amino acids. The record is from RefSeq and is a predicted model, not a curated record. The transcript is spliced from 3 exons. Gene Ontology annotation, molecular function: carbohydrate:proton symporter activity. Lineage: Eukaryota; Fungi; Ascomycota; Eurotiomycetes; Eurotiales; Aspergillaceae.